Aphis gossypii (cotton aphid) is the source of this 1198-nucleotide messenger RNA. RefSeq names its product casein kinase I-like. Lineage: Eukaryota; Metazoa; Arthropoda; Insecta; Hemiptera; Aphididae. Gene Ontology annotation, molecular function: protein serine/threonine kinase activity; ATP binding. Bases 193 to 1179 code for a protein of 328 amino acids. The record is from RefSeq and is a predicted model, not a curated record. Gene Ontology annotation, biological process: positive regulation of canonical Wnt signaling pathway; peptidyl-serine phosphorylation; signal transduction. The transcript has 8 exons. Gene Ontology annotation, cellular component: cytoplasm; nucleus; plasma membrane.
UUUCCUAUAGUAACGCAUUUUGUUAAGUAUAUUUUGCUACUUUCAUAUUUUGUAUCAUACGAUUAAUCCAAUAAACGUUUAAAAUAAAUAAAAAAUAUAAAUAUACAACUUCAAAUCCGACACUUAAAAAAAGAAUACUGAAAAAAUCGCAUUUGUUAUAUUCGUCUCGAAUUUUCGACACGCGAUUAAAAGAUGGCACAACAAAAGAAAACUACAAUACCAGGAAUCUCUCAGCCUCCUAGCUUAACUCAAAAAACUCUUGUUAGAAGUUCCAAAACCAUAUUAGUGGAUGCCCAUUACAAACUUGGUAAAAAAAUCGGAAAAGGAAAUUUUGGGGAGGUCCGAAUUGGAAAAGACAUAAGAAAUAACGAAGAUGUUGCCAUAAAAACAGAACCUAUAACAGCAAAAAUACCACAGCUCAUGUUUGAAUACAACAUUUAUAGACAGCUAGGAGCAACGGAUAAAACGCAUAAGAUGAAAGGCAUACCAAAAGUGUACUGUUACAAAUUAGCCGGGACACAAUACAAUGCUUUGGUCUUGGAACUACUGGGUCCAUCUUUGGAAGAUUUAUUCAACGCCUGUGAAAGGAAAUUCACUUUGAAAACUAUUUUAAUGAUCGCUAUACACACUUUGCAUAGGAUAGAAACCGUACACGAAAAAGGAAUUGUGUUCAGAGAUAUCAAGCCCGAAAAUUUCGUCGUUGGCAGGAAUUUAAUGAAAAAAGAUAACAUAAUUUACAUAAUAGAUUUUGGACUAGCAAAAGAGUAUAUCGACCAUAAAACAAAAAAGCAUAUACCUUAUAGAGAAAAAAAAAACCUGACUGGCACAGCUAGAUACAUGAGUAUAAACACUCACCUCGGAAAAGAACAAAGCCGUCGUGACGAUUUGGAGUCCUUGGGUCAUAUGUAUAUGUACUUGGCGCGAGGCUCUUUGCCCUGGCAAGGGCUAAAAGUACAAAACGCAAAGGAAAGAUUUCAAAAAAUUGGCGAGAUGAAAAAAAAUACACCAAUUGAGAGCCUUUGCGAUGGUUACCCUGAAAUGGCUGAAUACAUGAAAUACGUCAGACACCUUGAAUUUUACGAGGAACCCAAUUAUAGAUUUCUCCGACAUAUUUUUACCACCGCCCUUCAUAAAAACGGAUUUGAAGACGAUCAAAUAUUCGAUUGGGUUGACAAAUAAAAAUAAUGCUACCAAUUUA